AUGUGCCAGCCUGUUUCAGAUUCUGUUAAUGCUUUUCAGGAGACAUCAGACACGAAAAAAGACCAAAUCGAUGGAACCAGCCUCAGCCUCCGCCAGAAAAAGGGAGUUAAGGUUUGUGGGAAAUACAUAACCCCAAUGGACUCCGAGAGAGAGGAGCCAUCUGUGCCCAUAGGGCAGGCCUAUGUCAGUGCCCAGCACCCUUCAGACACCCUUGUCUCUCUUGAGUCCCCACUACGAAGGCCCUCCGGUUCCCCUCAGAUUUGCCAACUAGAAGAUCCCAGUAAAUUGGAAAAUGAAGACUGGAACAGGGAGGAUGCAGUCCAGACUGGGGUGUCUUGUACACAUGCUAGCAUUCCAAAGCAGACCCUGGAGGACGUAAGGACUCUUCUUAGGGAGAGCUCCCUUUUGAGCAUACAGGGAAAGGAGGGAGACAAACCUGGGAGUGCCUACUCCUAUGUGCACAUGAUAAAGCCAGACAGCCAGCAGGAGGAGGAUACAAACAAGUGUUUCACCACCUUCAAACCUCAUGCUGGUUUUCAUAAGGAAUCCUUGUCCAAGGAUAUUCCCACCUCACCUCAGCCCACUUCCAAUUCAGAAUCCCCCAGAUCAUACACAUUUGAUGUGUCAGUAACCAGGCCUUCUAAUUCAAGGCAUCUCACUGCUGACAGUGCCACCUGGACAGAAGACUUGAUGUCUCAAACUGAUAGUGGGAAAGACACAAAGACAGACACCCAUGGAUCUCAAAGCUUCUCCCCGUAUACCUCAGCCAUUGGACACAUAAAACAGAGGAUUGCUCAGGCGGACAUCAGUUUUGUUCGGUUUGAGGCUACAGAUCUGCAUGGGGUUUCACGGUCCAAGACAGUUCCAGCCCGUUUGUUCCAGGAGAAAGCUGUACAUGGUGUAACAAUGCCAAGGAGCUACCUGGAGUUGACCCUGAGCCCAAAGGACAAUGAGGUGGAUCAUGUUAGUGCAGCCAACUUCAACAGCGAUGUACUCCUUAUCCCUGACCUCCCCACAUUCAGGAUCUUACCCUGGGCCAAUCAGACAGCUCGAGUGAUCUGCGACUCUUGCUCUGUCACAGGACAUCCCUUAUGUACAUCACCUCGCCUCAUUGCCAAACAGCUUCUGGGGCAGCUGCAGAGUCUUGGAUUCUCUCUGCACUCUUCUUUCACUUAUGAGUGCUGUGUCUUUGGUGUGCCAGAGAGGAUCAACUCCAAGACUCUCCUCUUCCCUGCUGCUACCUUACUGAGCAACCAUGACCUGCCCUUCUUUCAGCAGUUGGUCAGUAGCAUGUACUACAUGGGUGCUGAAGUUGAUAGCUUUGCUUCAGCUAGUGGGCCUGGGCAGAUGGAGAUAUCCUUUCAGCCUGAAUUUGGCAUUGGUGCAGCUGACAAUGCUUUUACUUUCCGCACUGGCAUUAAGGAGAUGGCUCGCAAACAUGGCUACAUUGCAAGCUUCUUCACCAAUGAUGGCUUCCACAACUGUGGUGUACUUUCCCACAGCCUGUGGGAUGUCAAUGAAAGGAGGAACCUCUUCUACUCAGAUGGAGGAGAGCUGUCAGAGAUUGGGAGGAAAUGGAUGGCAGGUUUGCUGCAUCACUCAGCUGCCCUCAGCUGUAUGCUGGCACCUGGUGUGGGCUGCCGUCGGCAGAUUGCCAAAGAUGUCAAAGACCCCAAGUGUGCACUCUAUGCCACUUGUGGGUAUAAUGAUAAUAACUGUACCUUUAAUAUUAAGUCCCAUGGUGCGAUGGGAAUGCGUAUAGACAACAAGCUUGGUUCUGCUAUGGCCAACCCCUACCUUGUCAUGGCAGCUACUGUAGCAGCAGGUCUGGAUGGAAUCAAACACAACCUCACUGUUGACAUGGGUCCCAACAGAAGUCUUACUGAACAGAGGAAAUUUGCUAUUCCUGUGAAACUGGAAGAUGCGCUGGCUGCUCUGGAAGAGGACCAUAUCAUCCGAGGGGCUCUGGGGAACUCAUUUGUGCAGUACUUUAUUGCUAUGAAGAGGUAUGAAAUUGAAACACAAGAAAUGGAUGCAGAGAGAAAUAAAUGCCUAGAAUAUUUUAUUUAA
This is a messenger RNA of Megalops cyprinoides (Indo-Pacific tarpon), 2070 nucleotides long. It is a transcript of the gene lgsn, whose product is annotated as lengsin, lens protein with glutamine synthetase domain. The transcript has 3 exons. Gene Ontology annotation, cellular component: membrane; cytoplasm. Gene Ontology annotation, biological process: lens morphogenesis in camera-type eye. Gene Ontology annotation, molecular function: glutamine synthetase activity. The coding region runs from base 1 to 2070 and encodes 689 amino acids. NCBI's taxonomy places the organism in Eukaryota, Metazoa, Chordata, Actinopteri, Elopiformes, Megalopidae. The record is from RefSeq and is a predicted model, not a curated record.